UUGGAAAAACUGAUAAAUUAUGAACGCAUUUGGCAAAAUUAAAUUCUUUUUUCAGACAUUUCACAUGGUUUUUCAAAGCAACCUUGAAAGUUUUUACUUUGAAAAUGUUUCAAAUUGUGUAAAGCAAAAAACGAGAUAAAUUAAUUCCAAAAAUGGAAAAUAUCGGAAAAAUUUCAUUUGAACGGCAAACAGAGCUGGGACGAGGCUAUGGCGGAACGCUGGUCUGUCGAGGCCGCUUUGAACAGCGAAAUGUUGCCGUUAAAAUUCUGUCGAAAAAUUAUUUCAAAUUCUUUCAAAGAGAAGUGUCAAUUUUACAAAGUGUUGAUUCACAUCCGAAUGUUGUUCGGUAUUUCUGCAGUGAAGAAGACAAUAAAUAUUAUUACAUUGCGCUGGAAAUGUGCACCUGUACCUUAGAUGAAUGGAUCUCUCGGUCUGACCUUGUUAAAAAAAUAAAUCCAACGAAAAUUCUCUACGAAACCGCACUGGGACUGUCGUUUUUGCAUACAAUGACGAUAAUUCAUCGAGAUAUAAAACCACAGAAUGUUUUACUGUGUAUUCAACCAACGGGCGCGGUGACGAAACUCUCCGACUUUGGGAUGGCAAAGGACUUUUCACAUGACAGUCAAUCAACCGUCAGUUCAAUGUCUUUAAGUGACAAUUGGAUGGCGCCGGAACUAUCUUCUCAUCAUAAAGCGAAUAGAUCGACGGACGUUUAUUCUCUGGGAUGUGUCUAUUACUACACGCUGACACAAGGGCAAAAUCUCAGAGAAAACAGUAAAGUAUUAAGUUCUAAGCAAGGCCACAGCGUAGUACUUGCCAAUGCAUUGAUAAUGAAUAUGACAAAACUAGAGCCGAAUCAACGACCGACAUCUGCAAAAGUAGCUAGCAAUCCUUUGUUCUGGAAAGCGGAAAAACUGUUGAAUUUCAUUGUGGACAUAUCGAAUAAAUUAGAAAAGCGUGAUUCAUCCAGCGACCAGAUAAGAAGUGAAAUGAAAACUAUUGAGAGUGACAUUGUUGGUGGUGAUUGGUUGAAAAAACUUGAUGCAGAAAUUGUGCGAAACCUGCAGCAACGGCGAGGAUAUAAUGGAACGUCAAUGGAGGACCUUAUCCGAGCAAUUCGGAACAAGAGAGCACAUUACGAAGAGACUUCCAAUGAAAUCAAAGAAAUAUUUGGUCAACUGCCUGAAAAAUUCCUUCAUUAUUGGACAAGUCGCUUUCCGAAACUUAUCCACGCCCUUUAUAUUAUUGCCAACAGAUAUUUGCUUAAUGAUCCAACUUUUCACAACUUGUAUCUAAGCGAAUAAAUGACUAAACUUUAGAAUUGCUCGAUCUAACUAACAAUUAUGAAAAGCUACAAUUUCGAAUUCAAUUAAAAUGUUGCUGCUCGAUCUCUCAUUCUUCAUGUGCAUGUAAACCACUUCGAUUACAUUUUGUGAG
Bradysia coprophila is the source of this 1437-nucleotide messenger RNA. Its product is annotated as serine/threonine-protein kinase/endoribonuclease IRE2-like. Lineage: Eukaryota; Metazoa; Arthropoda; Insecta; Diptera; Sciaridae. Gene Ontology annotation, biological process: intrinsic apoptotic signaling pathway in response to endoplasmic reticulum stress; IRE1-mediated unfolded protein response; mRNA processing. Gene Ontology annotation, cellular component: IRE1-TRAF2-ASK1 complex. Gene Ontology annotation, molecular function: protein serine/threonine kinase activity; ATP binding; RNA endonuclease activity. The record is from RefSeq and is a predicted model, not a curated record.